Messenger RNA from Lobosporangium transversale, 3225 nucleotides. RefSeq lists its product as hypothetical. NCBI's taxonomy places the organism in Eukaryota, Fungi, Mortierellomycota, Mortierellomycetes, Mortierellales, Mortierellaceae. The record is from RefSeq and is a predicted model, not a curated record. The transcript is spliced from 4 exons. The coding region runs from base 1 to 3225 and encodes 1074 amino acids.
AUGACCUCAUCAUCCGCGCCUGAAUCUUCAGGGCACACAACAACAAACAGCAAUAUCUUGACGGGUUAUACCCCUACCUAUACGCAACUGCACGCACAGAAUAAUGAUCAUACCAAUGAUAGCACCAACAACAGCAGUAAUAGUAAUAAUAACAGCAGUAGCAUUAGUGCUGGCUACUUAAGCCCACUCUCUGUACAACAUUCCUCUGUCCCGCAAAUCCGCUCUCCACUCGCCAUGGGCUUCACCAGCCAAGGCAACAGCGCCAGCAACAGUGCAGCAUUGAGCGCACGAUCAGGCUACAGUAGCCGCAUGAGAGGUCGAAGAGACUCAUUUCAACAGAGCUCUACCGCGUUCUCACCCAUCUUGGGCCAUAAUAACUCCAAUGUCUCGAGUGGAGUAGCUAAUCUGUACUCUCAUCAGGCAAGGCUUAGCUACCUGUGGCCUGGCGCAGCCGGCACUGCCGGAAGCAGUAAUCGAAACCGAUGCUUAAGUACGAGCAGCAUUGACAGUAAUGCUAGUUCAGUAGGCCUGGGUCAUCUAACACCAGCCCUGGCAGCCAUGAGUGUCCAACAUUCACAGCAAGAAUCAGCCACCAACUCUCCCUAUCAAUCUUACAAUAGCUCUCCUCAACAGAAUGGAUUCCAGCAUCACUACCAGCCACAGCAGCCAUCCUCCUCGGAAACUUCAUACCCCUAUCACAGCCCAUUCACAAGCCCUUUAUCCCAAUCUCAGGGCACUGAAUACGAUAGCCUCUCCAUGACUGCCGCCGAGAUUGCUAGCAAUAUUUAUGGAACCACUUCACCAGCCCAUGCUAACAAUGAUAUGAUGUACCACUCUUCCUCACACUAUGGAUCCAUGUCGUCUACAUCCGCCCAAAACUACAACAGCACCGUGCGGUAUGGGUCUAGCACUAUCCUCCCAUUGGGUCCUUCGCUCUAUUCGGAUACGGAUAGUUCCCGCAUGUCGCAACAUCCAUUUGAGUCGUCCUCGCCGCUAUCGGCCGCUGGUCCUAGUAUAGCUCGCUCGUUCGACUAUAAUGACCAAUACCAGACAUCACAGGGGCAGUGCUAUGGCCAACAAUCGCAACAAAGUCUUGGCGCCUUGGUAUCAAACAGUUUAGCUCGGCCUUCAUCCCCUGACAACAAUAUCGUUGAAAGUGGUCAGCAACAGCAAGAGUCCCAGCAAGAGCCACAGCAACAGUCGAAGCGCAUUCCUUCUGUUUCAGGUCCUCUUCAAACUGUAGAUGACAUCCAUGCCGUUAUUGGUAAAGAUGGAAAGACCCUGGUGUAUAUCUGUCCAAAAUGUGAUCCGAGCAAAGUUGUAGAGUUCACCACAAAGUCGAAUUUGAAGCGACACCUUGAGAACAAGAACAUUCAUAACACACCUUAUGAGCGCCAACGUGAUCAGAAACGGUGGCAAGGUCAUGAGAAGAAGCAGGUUAGUCGCGAUGAGACAACCCUGCGGAUGCGCAAGUGGAGGAAUUGUAACCCUGAGAAAAAUCGCUUUAACGAUAUGCGGUGUCGCGUGUACCGAAAUGCUCGAAAGAUUUACGGCGAAGGAUACUCUGAGGCCAAAGAAGAGUAUAUUCGCACUGAGAUUGAGCGUCGCAAACAAAAUAUGAUCAUCCGCAAUAGCCGUCGUCAAGAAUGGGCAAAUCAGACCGCAAAUAAUAACAGGGGAUCGGUUGAAUCCCCUUCCUCUCCAUCAGACUCCCCUGUGGUAUCCAGCACAUCGGGAUCUGGUUUUCCAAUGCCAGACACAACCGCCUUUAUGUUUACAAACCAAUAUGAGUCGGAAUCCUCCAUGGUAAACAGCCAGGAGAUUUCCGCUUAUAGCCCUUUUAGUAGUAUACCUUCUUCUGUUCAAGCUGUGUCUAAGAGUGAAAGACAGAAGCCCGAUGAAUCAAAGUUCCUGCAAGAUUUAAAGGAGAACAGACUACCUCCUCGACGCCGUUCACGCUCAAUCAUCCAUGCUACAGGCAAUAACGCUGCAAGUCAAUCAAAGGGAAACAGCCACUCGAGCAUCAACUCCGGUCCUACGAUUAGUACUGCGCCAGCUGCUGGUGCUGGCACCACUCCUAGUAGCUCUGUCCCAUUUAAGAGUCCGGAAGAGAAUCCAUUCACUUCGUUAGCAUCAUAUGCCGACAGCCUUGCAUCCAAUUACUAUGGCUAUAGUUCUUCCAGCACACGGCCCCGUCGGCUCAGGAAACAGCGCUCUGCAAGUGGUGCAUCGGGGGCCUUCCAUGAUAACCAGACCUUUUCGAGCUCUAGCGCUAUCCACGGUUACCCUAAUAUUGUUGGUGGAGCCUACUCCAGCUACAUGGACUCAAACCAGCAAUUGCAAAUGCUGGAACAGAAGUAUAACUCUGGAUCGAUUACUCAGAGCAUAUUGAUGAAUAAGAAUGAAGCAUCAUCACAGCAGCAGCAGCAGCAGCAGCAGCAACAAGAACAAUCAGGUCAUGAAAGCCUUGAUUCAGUUGUUGAGGCUAUGGAAAUUAGCCAGGCAAUGGAUAUGACCACAAAUCCAAUCAACCCGAACACAGUUGCUUCCGCUGGAGGUAUUUAUGGGGAUCGUGAUACUUCUGCCUGGCUGGCUCCUUCGGCAGCUUAUAAUGCGCAGAAUCUCCAAGGCUCCACUCAGCAAGAUGAUGGGUCGAAGGGGUUUCCCUUCCCAGUGAUCCGUGAUCGAAAGGAGCCCGCUCGCGCUGCAGGCAUUCGGCUAGACAUCCCUCCACAGCAUCCGCUGGAUCCCAACCAGUGGAUCAACGGGAUGAAUGCCACUAAUUCUAAUGGGACUGCAGACGAGAUUGUAGGCGGUUCUGCAGCCUCAUUAGAAUCAACAACGGUCAGCCGUCAGGAGCAUUCGCCUAUGACUCGUUCGCCACUGUCUGCUGCACUGUCUUCGCCCACAGCAGGUGGAUCCAACCCCACUAAUAAGAACCAUCAACAAGCUGGCGAUGAGGAGAAUACUAAGGGUGUUGAAUAUAACUCAAACAAUAACACAAAUACCGUCUUUUCAUUCACAAAAUCCAAAGGUCCCUGUUUCGACAUAUUUGGUAUGCAGAGUAUGCCAAUGCCAAUGUAUGGCCAGAGCUUAAGCUCUUCUGAGAGUGGAUUCUUCAUAUCUGACACCAGCUCGAUGACCGAGAAUAACAACUAUCUUGCCAAGGAGCAAGGCGUGGCGAGGCGCCAUAGCACAGCAAUGGCCAAUCUCUCUUCAUUGUAA